AUGCCUGUGAUGAUGAAGUCCGAGGUCUCCUAUGCGAAACAUACCCUACCCUAUCCAGUCUUUGCGGCAGAGUUCGACCCUUACAAUCGCGGAUAUCUCGUGGUCGCAGGAGGUGGUGGCGAGGGCCGAAGUGGGGUUCCCAAUAAGAUAUCCGUAUUGGAUGUCAACAAUCGCGCGAGCAUCGAACCAGCUCUGGAGAUCGAUCUUUCCCGCGAAGAGGAUUCAGUCUCAUCAAUCGCAAGCCUCGCUACUAAGGAUGGUCUCGUCACAUUUGCGGGUAUCAACUCGUCGCAACAGGAGCAAGAUGCAGGCAACAACGAGCACUUGCGAUCGUUUAGCAUACGGUACCCACCUAGGAAGAAGCAGAAGAUGGAGGAUGCCAGCAGUGAGGAGAAGGGCGAGAUUAAGUCACUGGGACGGAGAUCGCUGUUCAAGACCUCAACAGCGCCGAAAAAGGAGACAUACCAGCGACUGCUGCGACUCUCGCCAGUGCAGAAGCGGGACACGCCAGGCAAGCGGAUAGGCGCAGUCGCAAGCAGUUUGGGCGAGGAGAAUGAAGUGAUCGUUUUCAACGCGACGACUGCUCUUCCUGACGCUGGUGAUAUCAUCACGAAGGCCACAUUACCACCGAAGCAAGAAGCAGGCGAUUUGGACAUCAUUCAGACGGUCGAGAACGAGUUUAGCGUCGCAUAUUGCGAUGACCACGCACUCUACGAACAGACCAUCAAAUAUGACUUUGACAAGAAGAAGGCCGAAAAGCGACCCAGCAAUCCUCGGAGAUUCUUCCACAUGCAGGAUCCGGAUUCAUUUACAGACGUCAAGGGUCGUGCUCGAUUUCGGUGCUUGCGAUUUCUCAACGCCGAGAACGUGAUCGCGCUUGUGAACAGACCAAAAAAGUCUGGCGCCGAGCUACGCGUCUACCAUCUCUAUCCGACCGGCCCCGGGUUAUCCAUGUCGCACAAGACAUUGCCAAGGCGCAUCACCCAGGUAGCUGCAAACGGCCUCGAUGUCUGUGCUCUGGAUGCGGACAGGGAUGGCAACGAGCAAUUCGUUGUUGCCGUAGCUGGCCAAGACUCCUCGAUCGAGAUCUUUACACUCGACUACAACAGCACGACAGCUACCUUCUCGUCGUUCAAGGCCUACCUCACUCUCCGUGAUGUGCAUCCGGCUGGGAUUACCAAAGUCACAUGGUGUUCAUUUCACUCUCCACCACGAGCUCCAAAUUCGAAUGAUCUUGCAACAACCGGGCCAAAUGGCGAGCCUGUCGUACCCACGGGGCCUCCUAAGCAUCCCGGGCCACAAUACAUUCGCCUCGCAUCGACCAGCUUUGGUAACACCGUAGUUGUUGACACAUUCCCGCUAUCACCACUCGAGCCGCAGAAGCGCGAGUCUCGAUACAUACUCAGCCACCCAGGUGACGAGAGAAUCUGGAAAUGGGCCUACAUCAUCGUCAUAUCCUUUGUCGUCCUUGUCACCGCCUUCCUCUUCCAAUCCUUCGCUCAAGGCUUCGGCACCGACGUGGGACCUUUCAGCUACCUCCCACAGAACGUCCGCGACUUCCUCGAUGCUCCCGUUGCCGCGGCUUAUCAGCGCGGCCGCGAUCGCGUGACUAAGAUCACCUCUUCCACGCCGGCAGCAGCAACCAGCACAAGCACAGCAGGCAAUCUUCGCGACGCGGUGGCAGAGCAUCAGCCUACCCCAGAGGACGCCCAAGCCACCGCAGUCGUGGUGCGUGAUGUCCCCGAAGGCGAUGGGAUCGAAGUCCACGUGCACCCGGAAAAGGCAAAAUAUCUGGCAAAGGACGUGCACGCGAAGCAUUGGCAUGAAUUGGAGGAUCACCAGAAGGCUCAUUGGAAGGCCAAACUGGUCCAGGCGGGCCAGUGGGCUGAGGAUGAGGGCGAGAGUGUUCUGAAGGGUGUGCUGUGGUCUACGUAUGCUGGGGUGGUGGGACAGGUUGGCGGAGAGAUUAUGAGGGAGUUGUAA
Molecule: messenger RNA, 1983 nt
Organism: Lecanosticta acicola
Lineage: Eukaryota; Fungi; Ascomycota; Dothideomycetes; Mycosphaerellales; Mycosphaerellaceae
Source: the annotation of a GenBank genome assembly